Messenger RNA from Moesziomyces antarcticus, 456 nucleotides. RefSeq lists its product as uncharacterized. NCBI's taxonomy places the organism in Eukaryota, Fungi, Basidiomycota, Ustilaginomycetes, Ustilaginales, Ustilaginaceae. The record is from RefSeq and is a predicted model, not a curated record. Bases 1 to 456 code for a protein of 151 amino acids. The transcript has a single exon.
AUGACGCUCACCCUACCGCGCAACGCUGUCCUCACCACGGGCUCAAUCUCGGACGACCAGGUGUUGGAUCCACGCAAGUCCAUGCCCGACUACCGGCGCGAGAUCUACGACCUGCUUCAGUACCUCGACGAGGAGCAGGACAAGAUCGAGAAGGAGCUCGCCAAGUUUACAUCGCAGCCACGUCGGCCGCCAACCCAGGCGGAGGAUGUCGAGUCGGAGGACGAGGACGACUUUGUCGUGGUCGAGGACGUGAAUGCGGCGAGCCGCAAGAAGCAGCUUCUGAACCAGCUGCGUCAGCUCUGGAGGACGCGCGAUGCGCUCCGCAAACGCGCCCAGCAGCUCAACAUUCGCAUCGACAGCCUCUCGUACGCCAAAGGCGCCGGUCUCAUGCCCAUGGACGACCUCCCGCACGGCACGCAAGGCCUCGACCUCGCCGAAGAUGGCGAAGAUCUCUGA